CUCAGAGCGGCGUGCGCCGAGCGGGGAGUGAGAUCACCCGCGUUAUAAAUAUCCCGGUGCCUGAGCCCGGAUCCGCGCCGGUGGCCUCUCCCCUCGUUCGCCCUCCGCUCCCCCCACUCCCCCCUGGUCCCCGAGGCUAUGUCCACCCGGUGCCGGGAGAGGGGCCGCGUCAGAGGCACGCAGCCGCGCGCGGGCUACGGAGCCCAGGAGCUGCCCUCCAAGAUGCACUUCGGACCCCCGCGGCUGGAAGAAUGAGCUUGCCCUUCCUCCUCCUCUUCCUCAGCCACCUGAUCCUCAGCGCCUGGGCUCAAGGGGAGAAGCGCCUCGCCCCCAGAGGGCAGCCGGGACCCGGUGCCGGUGACAGGAACCCGGGAGGCGCCCGCAGCAGCCGGAGCAGCGGUAGCAGAGCGUCUUCUGCUUCCUCGACCUCCUCCUCCCCCUCCUCCUCGUCCUCCUCCUCCUCGUCCUCCUCCUCCUCCUCCUCCUCCUCCUCUGCAGCGUCUCCCGGCACUCAGGGCAGCGGCUUGGAGCAGAGCAGUUUUCAGUGGAGCCCCUCGGGGCGCCGCACCGGCAGCCUCUACUGCAGAGUGGGCAUCGGCUUCCAUCUGCAGAUCUACCCGGAUGGCAAAGUCAACGGCUCCCACGAAGCCAAUAUGUUAAGUGUUUUGGAAAUAUUUGCUGUGUCUCAGGGGAUUGUAGGAAUACGAGGAGUUUUCAGCAACAAAUUUUUAGCGAUGUCAAAAAAAGGAAAACUCCAUGCAAGUGCCAAAUUUACAGAUGACUGCAAGUUCAGGGAACGGUUUCAGGAAAACAGCUACAACACCUAUGCCUCCGCAAUACACAGAACUGAGAAAACGGGCCGGGAGUGGUACGUGGCCUUGAACAAACGAGGGAAGGCGAAACGCGGCUGCAGCCCGCGCGUGAAACCCCAGCACAUCUCCACGCACUUCCUGCCCAGGUUCAAGCAGUCGGAGCAGCCCGAGCUGUCCUUCACCGUGACUGUCCCCGAGAAGAAAAAGCCACCCAGUCCCGUGAAGCCCCGGGUCCCUCUCGCUGCACCUCGCAAGAGCCCCAACACAGUGAAAUACAGACUCAAGUUUCGCUUUGGAUAGCACCCGCCUUGGCCUUGGCCUUGGGCGGAACCGUGUUCUGGCUCAGGAGUCCGUCGUCUUGAAAAACUCUGAAGGACACUCUUCGGACACAGCUUCAGCGAUGCUCCACCGUGUCGAAGCAGGGCGCUUGUUGCAGUUCGGCUGAAGCUACAAUGUUUCCUCCUAGGAACUGAACUGGAAUUCUUUGUACCAACAAAGAGAGCAACGCCUUGGGUUCCCGUCAGGCGUCUUUUGCUGUGUACUGAAUUCACACUCGCCUUCUGUAUUUUCAGAAAGUUAAACAGCAAUGGACUGUGUAUUUUUCUGACUUUUAUGGAUCAGCCCGAAAGAACACACAUGACACAUUUUUUUAAAAAAAAAUUUUUGGUUUCCAAAGACUAUUUUGAUGCAGAUAAAUAUUUUAUUAAUUUUUGUGGUUUUUUGUUUUGUUUUUUUUUAAAAAGUACCUCUGCAUUGAGCAUAUUUUCUUACUUUUAUUAUUUUAAUGAAUAUGAGAAACAACUGUUUUAAUGCAGUUUUAUGAAUUACAAAUGUGUUCAUAGCCUAUUUGUAACAUGUGGAUUUCUUUGUCAGUUUCAUUAUCCAUUGCACUUUUAAUUUUUUAUUAUUUUUUUACCAUACCUCAGAUAAUGUAAGCUUAGUUCUACAUCUUAAAAUGUUUAAAUUCUCUUCAAUAGCACCUAAAGGCUCAGUUUGAAUUUGUGUGUGUGUGUGUGUGUGUAUGUGUGUGUGUGUGUGUGUGUGUGUAUUUAAAUUCAUGGCGUUAUCCUGGUUCAUGGAAUUCUAUCUCUCUUGUAGACACAAAAGGUUAUAUGGGCUAAAUGCAAAAGGAUAAUGUAAUAACUUUUUGAUGGAAUUUAGAGUUGAAGAUAGGAAUAGAAUUAGAGGUACAAAUACACUGUUUGUAGCAUUUUACUGGUAUCUACUUCUGCUCAGUCUUUAUUUCUUUUAUCUACUCCCUGCCCUCAGUCUUGAACAGCUGGAGAAAUACUCUUAAUUCUCUCCAUCAAGCAUACACUAUGAACGCAGACUACUUAAAAAUACCUCUUCUCUGAUCCUCUGCUAUCCUUAUUGUAUACUCACGGGGAACUAGUCCCACAGGGGAAGACGUUUUACGAACUGAAGGAAAUGAAUCCUGUAAAUUGAUCCAUGCCAAGUUCUCAUUGUCAAAGCAUUUUUAUUAGUCAGUCAAAUACUCUUUGCCUUUUCUACCAUAAGGUUAAUCAUUCCAGUGAAUAGUUUUCUGCUUCAUAGAAAAAAUUUCUGAUCUGUAUUUUUUAAAAGGUGAUAUGGGAAACUUAAUUGGGAAAUUUGAUGAUUGAAACGGUACUAAAUUCUCAAUGCAAAUACUUAAUGUUUGAUAUAGAUCACAGACAUGGCAGAAAAGAGUCAACCUAACUUAUUUGUCUCCUCAAGUACAAGUAUUUAUCAUAAGAAAUGUGGUGAUAAAAAUGUACAGCUACUGUUUAGAGAGACAUAUGUCUCUUGAAGGAAGACAUAUUCAAUGAAAAUUUGUGAUGUACUUAAGCGUGUUUCUUUGAAAGGGUACUGAUAAACAUUUUUAAAAGAAAAUUUAUUUUGGUGUAUAAAUGCAAAGUAAAAAGUAAGCAAAAUUGAUGUUAUUGCCACUUAAACAGAUAGUUUUCGGUUUAGGGAGACAAAAUAUACGCAUGUAAUACAUAAACUCCAUCUAUUCACUAAAAACAUCAUGCAUAAAUUAUGAAAUAAUAUAUUAUAUAAUUACCUGAUUAAAUGUUAUCUGCAUUUAAUGCAGGACUUGAAAAAUAUAA
Messenger RNA from Sorex araneus (European shrew), 2902 nucleotides. RefSeq names its product fibroblast growth factor 5 (gene FGF5). Gene Ontology annotation, molecular function: growth factor activity; fibroblast growth factor receptor binding. Gene Ontology annotation, biological process: cell differentiation; positive regulation of cell population proliferation; fibroblast growth factor receptor signaling pathway. The record is from RefSeq and is a predicted model, not a curated record. Gene Ontology annotation, cellular component: cytoplasm. Bases 252 to 1112 code for a protein of 286 amino acids. Lineage: Eukaryota; Metazoa; Chordata; Mammalia; Eulipotyphla; Soricidae. The transcript is spliced from 3 exons.